AUGGGACUGCAGAUGCAACAGCAUGCCGGCGAGGGAGCGGCCGCUUUGCACGAUUACGGCCGACAGGUUGCAGAGGUGGCUGCCCGGACACUGCAGCGAGCUCGAGAGGAUCAGCGCUUGGGACACGACCCUGCUUAUGUGACGCCAGAGCAAUACCAGCAAGGUAGGGGUGUCGCACGAGGGAGGGGUGCCCCACGAGGCAGGGCUGCCUCACGGGGUCGUAGUGGGCGGCGAGGAGGUGGUCCCCAGCAAGGGGGCGUUGAGGCCCCUAUUGAUGAAGUUGGUGCUGAUCUACCGGGUGACCUACAUGAGCCAGACGAGUAUCCCACCAGCAUGCCGUCAUACAACCUUGGGAUGCAGCUCAUUCCAGGGACUUCGCAGGUGACCCCGUCAGGUCCGUUAUUGAUCAUGGGCACGGACCUUACCGGAGAGGAUUGGGAAGAAUACUUCCCAGGGUCAUCGAUCGCUGCUGAGGAUCGGCCGACCCGAGAUUUGGAUAGUGGGCGACGGUUGAGUUAUGGCUCAUCUUCACAGGGGCGGGCUUCAUCCCCGCCCGUCACGGAGGCCCAUUUGUGUGAUGUUGACAUGGUUGCGACGGAUGAUUAUAUUCAGGAGCCCGACGAGACCAUGGUUUCUACUAGACCGACGAUCCCUUCUACCAAUCCUGCCAGCACCACUGAUGAUCAUGCUACAGCGCAUCCUGUUAUAAAGAGGCGCCGUGAUGAGGAUGAUCCUGAUAGCAUAGCCGGGCGGGAUGGUAUGCGCCUCAGGCCAGCAGCUGCAUUGAAGCACACAUGCUGUAGGACAUAUUGA
Messenger RNA from Nicotiana tabacum (common tobacco), 813 nucleotides. RefSeq lists its product as uncharacterized. Lineage: Eukaryota; Viridiplantae; Streptophyta; Magnoliopsida; Solanales; Solanaceae. The record is from RefSeq and is a predicted model, not a curated record.